AUUGUGGUAAGAAUUUUAAGUGUAUGUGCGUUUUUACCCUGUGUUAAAACACAAAAACUACACUAUGUUUUCAUAUAACCAACAAUUGGUGUCCGCCGUACUAUCGGUACUAAUGGUGGCCACAAUCACACGGUUUACGGCCGGCGACUUCGGGUGCGGACUUAUGCCCAACUCGUGUAACUACGAGUGCUUUGGCCACUGUGUUAAUGCCGGGUAUGGUUCGGGUGGUUGUCAUGGGUCGAAAUGCAUGUGCGCCUGGGAUGUGAUCAAUGAGACGGCACAGGCGCUGGCCCUGCAAAACAGCAACACUGGUUCACUCAACACAAACAACAAUAAUAAUAACCAGAAUAAUCCUAAUGUAAAUUUUAACCCUGCUCAACAACAGCAGCACAAUAAUAAUAAUAAUAACUUCCCAAAUAAUAACCAUAAUAAUAAUAACAAUAAUUUCCCAUUAAAUAACCAACAUUCA
Medioppia subpectinata is the source of this 469-nucleotide messenger RNA. The record is from the annotation of a GenBank genome assembly. Lineage: Eukaryota; Metazoa; Arthropoda; Arachnida; Sarcoptiformes; Oppiidae.